AUGAUCAGACCAUUCAUCGCGGGACUGGUAGGCGUGGGCGCCGGCAUCGCAGUGGAGAAGUACCGCAACCUCGCGGGCAUAACCAGUGGCCGAUCGCCAGCACCUCCUACUAUGUCUACCACACCGUACGCCACGGUCUUCGCCGCCAAACCAAUUGAUCCCAAAUCGGGCGACAAUCCCAAGACUCCCGCCAUCAUCGACACCACCGACAACAAGUCGUCCAUCAGUGGCGCCACUGACUGGCCCUCGAAGAGCACCGGUACGUCCGGCGGGCGCCUGGAUAUCAUCGCCCGCCACGGCUUCCCCGCGUUGGACACCAUCCGAGUGUUCGACAACUUUAUACUCGCGUACGACAGGCGCCACCGGACGGCCCACUGGGUGUUGGAGCACAUGUCGCGCGAGCACCUGGACGCCGACCACCCGUACGACCGGUCGGGCAUCGAGUUCUUCGAGGACCACGUGGUGCACGACUACUGGCGCUCCACGAACCAGGACUACCACCGCAGCGGCUACGAUAGGGGCCACUUGGCGGCCGCCGGGAACCACCGGCGCGAUCGGGCACUGAUAGCCCAGACGUUCAUACUGUCCAACAUAGCGCCGCAAGUGGGCAAAGGGUUCAAUAGGGAUGUGUGGAACCGGUUGGAGAAGUACGUGCGCUGGAGGGCCAGGAGGUCGGACAACCUGUGGGUGUGCACCGGCCCGCUAUACCUGCCGGCCCGCGAGCCCCGGGAUGGCAAACUGUACGUGAAGUACGAGGUGAUCGGUAGGAAUCACGUGUCAGUGCCCACGCAUUUCUUUAAGGUAGUCGUGUGGGAAACUGCCGGCGCUUACGAUAUGGAGGCCUAUGUGUUGCCCAAUCAGGCGGUGGACGAUAGGACGGCCUUAGAGUCGUUUCGGGUGCCCAUCGAUACGGUGGAGCGCGCGGCGGGUCUACUGUUUUUUCAACGCAUACCGAGACAUGAGUUCCGGUCUAUUAAUGGCAAAAGUGUGUGA
This is a messenger RNA of Oppiella nova, 993 nucleotides long. Lineage: Eukaryota; Metazoa; Arthropoda; Arachnida; Sarcoptiformes; Oppiidae. The record is from the annotation of a GenBank genome assembly.